Molecule: messenger RNA, 2819 nt
Organism: Xiphias gladius (swordfish)
Lineage: Eukaryota; Metazoa; Chordata; Actinopteri; Istiophoriformes; Xiphiidae
Product: oocyte zinc finger protein XlCOF6-like
Exons: 2
Coding region: 10-2487 (825 amino acids)
Cellular component (GO): nucleus
Source: RefSeq, a predicted model, not a curated record
UUUACCGGGAUGGAUCUCACUGAAACCACGUCGCGCUGCGGGCUCCGGGGUCUGGCGGAGUCCGUGUCGGAGCAGCUCCGGCGGGUCGGGGAGGAGGUCUUGGGGCUGUUGGAGAAGCGCAGGAGCGGGUCCGGAUCGUCGGGAGGCCGCCUGCUCCACCUGCUGCGGCUGCUCCUCUCCGAGCGGCUGGCGGCGGCGGCGGAGCGGAUCGUGGGGCUGUUGGAGCGGGAGGUGGAGGAGUGUCGGCGGCAGCUGGAGCGACAGAGCCGGCUGCUGCAGGCCGUGCUGAGCCCGGUGGUCCGACUGAACCGGACAGACUCCAUCUGCUCAUCUACUCUCAGGACGACCAGCGCUGAUGGAAACCAGACCCCGCUGUCAGAGGUUGACCCCACCCGCCCCCCCACAGCCCCACCCAGCUUCAUCGCCUCAGACGUCUCUGCAGCCGAAAGCAACAACAGCGGUGACGACUGGAGGGGCGGUGACAGCUCCUCCCGAAAUAAAGACAAAAACAGGAUGAGGACCGAUGGAGGACGGCGAUCCAGCAGCAGGAGACAGCUGGCGACUCACCGCUGUGUCAUCUGUAGAAAAACUUUCCGCCACAAAGGGAAUCUGGUGAAACACGCGGAAUCCCAUGCAGACAACCCUGAGUCUCUCUGUGGGGUCUGUGAGGAACGUUUCGAGUCCUCAGACGGUUUGUUGGACCAUCUCAGAUCUCACAGAGAAACCAUCGGCGGUGGCGGGACGUGUGAAAUCUGUGGCAAAACGUUCCAGAACAUGGAAACGCACAUGAGGAGUCACACAGGAGUCAAACCGUUCAGCUGCGCUGUUUGCAGCAAGAGCUUCCCCCGACCCGGAGCGCUGAGGAGGCACAGGAAGAUCCACAACAGGAGGACCUCCGACAUCUGCCCGGUUUGUGGACUGAUCUUCACCCCAAACCACAUGCUCCAUGAGCACCUUAAGACCCAUGAAGAGGACAACGGAGACCAGAGUGAGGACAACGAGGGCGAGGACGAUCAGACAGAGACGCUGAAACCAAAGAGAGACAAAAGACAAACCUCAGGACUGAAGUCCUGUCAGUCGGCCUUGCUCUGCUGCAGAGUCUGCGGUGAUUCCUUCCACAGCCGAGGGUUCUUACGGAAACACGCUGAGAUGCACUGCAGGGAGUCUCAGGGCGUCUGCGGCGUCUGUGGACAGCAGGUGGACUCACCUGACAGUCUGCUGACUCACCUGCAGUCUCACAGAGAGACCAGCGGGACCUGCACUGUCUGCGGGAAGAGUUUCCAGAACAUGGAGACGCAUAUGCGAAGCCACACAGGGAUCAAACCCUACCGCUGCAGCGUCUGUAACAAACGCUUCCCCCGACCCGGAGCGCUGAGGCGCCACAAGAAGAUCCACAGUGGGGAGCGACCGUACACCUGCCAGCGCUGCGGGAAGACCUUCGUCGAGAGUAGCGCCUUAAAGACUCACAGCAGGAGUCACUCAUGGGAGAUCCAUGAUGACAAGGACCCCGAGCCGCCAGCAGAAUCUCAGAACCUGAAGUCUGAGAUGGAGGAAAGUCGAACUGUCCAAGGGGACACCAAGACGUCAACUCAGACUUCUCACUGCUGUAAAAUCUGCAGCGAAUCUUUUCAGAGUAAAGGCAGUUUGAGGAAACACGCAAAGAAUCACUCAGCAGAGUCCGUCUGUGGUGUCUGUGGGGAAAGUUUCUCGCCGUCAGUGACCCUGACAGACCACCUGCAGACUCACAGAGACGCCGGCAAAAUCUGUCACAUCUGCGGUAAAACCUACCAGAACAUCGAGACUCACAUGCGUAGUCACACCGGUGUCAAACCGUACCGCUGCAGCGUCUGCAGUAAAUCCUUCCCACGACCUGGUGCUCUGCGGCGCCACAAAAGGAUCCACAGCGGGGAGAGACCGUACAUCUGCGAGUUCUGCGGGAAGACAUUUAUUGAUAACGGCGCCCUGACGACGCACAUCAGGAACCACACUGGAGACAAACCCGCGCAUCGUGUCUCCUGUGAGACCUGUGGGAAGAGCCUGGCGUCGGUCCACGUCCUGGAGGUCCACAAGAGGAUCCACACAGGCGAGAAGCCAUUUCAGUGCCGCGUCUGCGGGAAAGCCUUCAGGCAGGUGGGAGGGCUGAACGCACACAUGCUGACCCACACCGGAGAGAAGCCUUUCAGCUGCAGCCUCUGCAACAAGAGCUUCAGCACCAAAGGAUACCUGGAGACCCACAUCCGCUUCCACAAGAAAGAGCGAGCGUUCAGCUGCCACCUGUGCUGGAAGGCCUUCGUCACCAAGAACGACCUGAAGAAACACCUGCUGACCCACACUGGAGAGAAACCCUACAGUUGCAGGGUUUGCGGGAAGAGCUAUCAGGAGAAACGCUCCAGAGACGUCCACAUGAAGGUCCACCUGGACGUCCGGAUCAGCAAAGAGCCAAUCAGGAGGGAGGACAGUCUGCAACCAGAGUUCAUACAGCUGUAGAGUUGAUACAGACCAGUGUUUAUACUGGUUUUACAAACCGGUUUGUUAAAUUGUUGAACUGAUGAACAGAAAUCUACUGCGAUGGUCCUUUGGUCAUCAUGAGGGACAUAAAACUGUUUCCAAAACGAGGUCCAGAAUCACAACCCAAAAUUGGUCUUUAACUUUCAAAUAGUGUUUGACAGUUUCACAAAGUAAAAUUUUAUUUUAUUUUUUUAAUUUUUCAAUCUCCGGUACUGACAUUUCUUGCAGCGGUGACAUCCAUGAUGACGCUAAGGAAAUUGCUUCACGUGCUCCAAAAAAUAAGUCUGUUCCUUUUUUUUUUUUUUUUUUUU